Protopolystoma xenopodis is the source of this 386-nucleotide messenger RNA. The record is from the annotation of a GenBank genome assembly. Lineage: Eukaryota; Metazoa; Platyhelminthes; Monogenea; Polystomatidea; Polystomatidae.
GAAUAGUAAAAACCGUUCGAUUGAACACUGGCUUACAUAAAGAAAUGAUAAAAACAUUCAAAAGCUUUACAGAUGUAUCGCCGCUCAAACACAUCGGCCUUAUCUCUAAUCCAAGAGCGUACAUGCAGGCUAUGGGAGUUUUAGAGCUCAUUUUGGGUACUACAUUGAUCGUAGGAUCAAAAACUUAUAGAAGAGUCGCUUGCUUAGGAUUGAUGACGCUCAUGGCCCUAGCUUGUUACAGUCAUUUUGCUCUUAGUGACUACAAUGGAGUAGGUUCCUCUUUAUUUUUACGGCAGAUGAUCGUUCCUUGUGGCUAUUUUGGUCUCUUGAUCUGGCUUUACGUUUCAAUUGACAGGUUGAGAAGGAGGAAACUUAAAGAAACCUGA